Phlebotomus argentipes is the source of this 8344-nucleotide messenger RNA. It is a transcript of the gene l(3)80Fj, whose product is annotated as stalled ribosome sensor GCN1. Gene Ontology annotation, cellular component: cytosol. Bases 228 to 8228 code for a protein of 2666 amino acids. The record is from RefSeq and is a predicted model, not a curated record. The transcript has 5 exons. Lineage: Eukaryota; Metazoa; Arthropoda; Insecta; Diptera; Psychodidae. Gene Ontology annotation, molecular function: protein kinase regulator activity. Gene Ontology annotation, biological process: regulation of translation; cellular response to amino acid starvation.
AUAAUUGAGAUUAAACAUAUUGUGUUUUCUUGCCCCAGAGAAAAGAAGAAAAACUCUCGUUAAAGAAUUGAGAGUUGGAAUCACAUGUUUGCGUCCGUUACAAUUUGAUCUUGGCAACAGCAGCGCCGCGUAGCAGAAAAUCGCGGAGAAUCGCGCAGUUGGUGAAAAGAUGUUGGAGAGUGAGAGAGUGUGAGGAAUUUUUGCGGAAAGUUUUUCUUCACCAAAUCAUGGCAGAUUCCGAGCUCGCGAAGGCGCUGAAAGAUCUCCCCAACCGCGUGAUAAAUGUUGGCGUGGAGGAAAGAAAGCCCCUGAUUGACAACGUAAUCACAAUCCUUUCCAAUCCGGGCAUAAAUACGACUGUGGUGAAGGGAAUUUGCCGAGUGAUUGGCACAACGCUGACCAAGUAUCGUGAUCCGCCGUCUCAGGCGCUCAUCCGGAGCUUGAUUGUCGCCCUGGUGCAGCAGCACAAUGACUGGACACUGGAGCACUUCAAUGGGGUCUUCAAGACGCUCCUGACGAAGGAUCUGGCGGCGGCGCCGGCAAUCAAGGCAUCGCAAGCCGCCGUAAUUGCGCUCACCUGGUCAAAUCUCCUCGCAAUCCACCGAAAUGUCGACUCUGACGUCACCCAGAAGGAGUUCCCGAAGCUCGUGGAGCAUCAGUCGCAGCUCUAUCAGCUGGCACUGUCCGUGGGCAAUCCCAAAUUGUCCCAGAAAGCCUACGAGCUGUUCGAGACGUGCUGGCAGCGCGAUGAUCUCGUGGUGGAGUAUUUUGAGCUUCUAGCGAAGAUGGAAGCAGCCCCGAAUGUCAUCCUCCUGAUCGCCGCUGCGAUUUGCUUCUGCGAGAGCAACCGACCAGAGGAGGAUCUCCUGACCAGGCACAAGGCGAAGGUGUUGGAGCACUUUAUCAAGGGCUUGAUCAGUGUGAAAACCAAGCCAAAUGUCCACUACUUCACCCUCUGCCAGACCAUUCUGCAGUCCAUCACGAAGGAGGAGUUCCAGACACUCAUUCUGCCCGCCCUUCAGCGCGCCAUGCUGCGCAGUCCGGAGAUCAUCCUGCAAGGCGUGGGGGCGAUUGUGAAGGAAGUGGAUGUGGACAUGAGUGACUUUGCCAUGGACAUGGGAAAGACUCUCAUUCAAAAUCUCUACUCCAAGAACGACGUGACGCGCCAGGAGGCGGCGGAUUCCCUCAAGUACCUCUCGGAGAAGUGUGAGAACGCGGAGACGAUUGAGAAGCUGCUGAAGCACAUUUUCGGCGUGUGGAAUGGCUCAGAUGGCAAGAUAACGGUCGUUGAGUAUCGCAUAAAUGUGCUUCAGGGUGUGGGAAAUUUGAGCUUCAACAGUCUUCUGCCCGAAUCCAUGGACGCCAUUCUCAGUGUGGUGAUGGAGAACUUCAUCAGAAUUCUCGAGUCAGAGACGCACGAGAAGAUUCUCUGUCACUCACUGGAGAUGUUCAGUCUCUGGGCGAGUAACUUCGAGGGACAACUGCCCGACAAGAUAAUUCCACUGUUCCGGAAGGGCAUCGAAGGCAAAUCGGCCACGCAGAAUGUCCGCAUCAGCUACAUGGAUUGGCUUCUGGCGUGCCUUCAGGGUGGCACGCUGACGAAUGGCAAGGAUUUGGUGCCCUUUCUGCUGAAGACAGUGGAGAAAGCCGCCCAGAAUCCCACGCAGAUUCCCACAGUCACUGAGGGAUUGUGUGCCAGUUGUCUGAUUCUGUUGUUGGAGGAGCAGCUGGACGACGAGGCGUUGGCGAAGUUAUCAGUAUUCUGGAGCAUCAUACUGGAUUUGAACAAGCAAGUGUUUGUGGCUGAGCGAUUCAUCUCCAGCGUUCCGGGAGACACACUCAAGCACGUGAUGCUGCUGAUUGAGAGACUCCUUCUCUGCCACUUUGAUCGCCUCAAGGGCAAUCCGGAGGUGUUGUACAAGGCCGCUGUGUACUGCAUGACUGUCUCAUCGCCAAACGUGAGGAUCUACUGUCAAUCGCUCACCAGGAAGAUUGCCACCAGUGAGAAUGGAGUGAUCUUCACGAUUGAGUUCCUGGCCAAGCUGACGAAUUACAUGGAAAAUGCGAAAAUUCACCAGGAAUCUGACGCUGGAGAGGAUGGAAGUGUUCCAGUGACAGCUUUUAUUGACACCAUUGAGACUCUGUGCACAAUUGAAGAUUUGCAGCCAAUUGACGCUGAGAAAAUAGCUCUGAAUUCCCUUCUUUGCUGCCACCAUUCGGCUCUGAUCAGCGCUAAGAGCAAUCUGUGGGAAUCCAUCCUCAAGGCAAUUGGUGUUGACCCGAAAACCCUUAUAAAUCUUCACAGUGGAAAGAUCUUCGAGAUUCUCCUCACGAAUUACUGCAUAACGUCGAUGUACGAGAACUCUGUGUCCACCGUCAGUCGCGUUAAUCCUGACAUUCUCUUGCCACACGUCAUGGAGCUCGUUUCGUCGCAGCUGGGCAGCGAGGCCAUGUCCAAUGUGACGGAUGAUGAGUACUUUACAUUCCUCACGCCCGAAGGGGAGUUGUACGACAAGAGCGUGAUCCCGAAUGCGGACGACAUCUACCAAGUGUCGGGCAUGAAGCGGGAGAACAAAGUGUACAGCUACAAGGAGCAGAUGGAGGAGCUGCAGCUGAGGCGGGAGAUUGAGGAGAAGAGGCGGAAGGAGGGUAAGGCGAAGCCUGUUCAGUUGACGCCGAAGCAGAAGGAGGCCAUAAAGAAUCAAACUGAUAAGGAGAAUGCAAUCAGAGCUCGAUUGGCGGAUGUCAAUGAGAAAUUGCUGAAGUUGAUAUCGAUGAUUGAGAGUGUUUCUCGCGGAAAUCCCGAGCAAUUGGCAACACACUUCAGCUGUCUGCUGCCGAUUGUCUUGGCACAGCUGAAGAAUCCUCUGGCGGCUCCGCUCCUCAUCAAGCUGUACAAUAGCCUGCGGAUGUCAUGCUUUCAGGAUUCACAGCAAAACUUGCGGGACACUUUGGCAAUAACGACAAUUCGUCUCUACGAGCCUCACUGUGAUCUGCCGGCGGAGUGGCUGACUGAGCCGGUGACGGACAGUGUGACGAAUGUCUUGAUGGAUCUCUUUGCGUUCACCGCCGACAGGGUGUCGAAUGAGACUGCAAAUGGAGAGGCCGAAGAGGAGGAUGUGGAAAAGGGAAUACUGACUGGCCCAGCGUUUUGCUAUGCCUUUGAGUUCCUCAAGAAGUGCAUGAACAUGACGCCAGUGUCCAAGGAUGAGAAUCUAUUGCUGUGCGGCAUUCAAAUCAUUAGUCAUCACGCGCAGACACGUGGAAUGACGGAUCGCGGUGCUUCCACGGAUUAUCGUCAUCCCAAAUACUUGCCGCGACUGGAAAUGCUGCGACUCUUGCUCGGCAUAAUCAGCAGCAAUCGCGGACGCGUGCAGACUCAAGCUGUGGCGGCUCUGCUGGAUGUCGCCGAAGCCACAAGUGGUCGCGAGUACUGUGCACUGCCGACGAAGGCUGAAUUGGAGCUUCUUUUGCAAGCGAUCGAGAGUAAUUUGGAGUCAAUUCGAGAUGUUGCAUUGCGAGCACUUCUGAUUCUCGUGAAAACCUUUCCAUCUUUCAAAAAUGAUUCCGAUCUUCAUCGUCAUCUCAUCUGCAGAUUGUGGAUAGCGAAGCAUGAUAUUAGUGAUGAUAAUCGCGAGUUGGCGGAGAAUUUGUGGACAGACUCGAGCUUUAUUCUGCCGAAUGACAUGACAAUGAAUCUCAUGAGUGAUGUCAUUCAUCCAGAAUCGUGCAUUCAAAAGGCAACUGCGAGUUGUUUGGUCUCAAUCCUCAUGGAGGACAGUUCACCACUGCAGAAGAUUCUCGAUCAACUUCUCAGCAUCUAUAAUGACAAAUUGGCCAUGAUUCCGCCAAAACUCGAUCAAUUUGAUCGUGAAAUUGAACCGGCAAUUGAUCAAUGGCGACCACGUCGAGGCGUUGCAUUUGCAUUGACAGAAAUAUCACAGUUCUUCGAUGAGAAGCAAGUGUUUUCCACCAUUCAAUUCAUGGUGUCGAAAGGAUUGGGCGAUCGCGAUGAAAUGGUGCACAAGGAGAUGUUGGCCGCGAGUUUGGCCAUUGUUGAUAAGCAUGGAAAGGACACAAUUGCUCGGCUUUUGCCGGUGUUUGAGGAGUUUCUGGACAAAGCGCCCAAUUCUAGUCGCUACGACAACAUUCGUCAAGCUGUCGUGAUUCUGAUGGGAUCUCUGGCUCGUCACUUGGAAGUCAACGAUGAACGCAUUCAGCCGAUUGUGAAGCGGCUUCUGGCGGCUCUCGCCACACCAUCAGAGACUGUCCAGGAGGCUGUGGCCAGUUGUCUGCCAUACUUGAUUCCGUCGGUGAAGGAUGAGGCGCAGCAGAUGAUCAAGAAGCUCCUGCAUCAGCUGAUAAAGUCCGACAAGUAUGGCGAAAGGAGAGGAGCAGCUUAUGGCAUUGCGGGCAUUGUGAAGGGAUUGGGCAUCAUAUCGCUGAAGCAAUUGGACAUUAUGACCAAAUUGACAAACUACAUUCAGGACAAGAAGAACUACAAGUCGCGCGAAGGUGCUCUGUUUGCCUUUGAGAUGCUGUGCAAGACUCUGGGGCGACUCUUUGAGCCCUACAUCGUUCACGUGCUCCCAUUCCUGCUCCAGUGCUUCGGCGACUCGUCCCAGUAUGUUCGUCAGUCUGCUGAUGACACUGCCAAGGUUGUGAUGGGAAAAUUGUCAGCGUACGGUGUUAAACUCGUCCUUCCCGCCCUCCUUAAUGCUCUCGAUGAGGAUUCGUGGCGCACAAAGACGGCUUCGGUGGAAUUGUUGGGCGCCAUGGCAUAUUGUGCCCCAAAGCAGCUCUCAUCGUGUCUCCCAAGCAUUGUGCCGAAGCUAAUUGAAGUGUUGAGUGAUUCCCAUUCGAAGGUGCAAGAAGCCGGCGCAGAUGCUCUUCGUGUGAUUGGAUCAGUUAUCAAGAAUCCGGAGAUUCAGGCAAUUGUCCCCGUUCUUCUGCGCGCACUUGAAGAUCCGGCCAAUAAGACUUCUGCAUGUCUUCAGAGUCUGUUGGAAACGAAGUUCGUCCACUUCAUCGAUGCUCCGUCACUGGCUCUCAUUAUGCCUGUUGUCCAGCGAGCGUUUAUCAUGAGAUCUCCGGAGACGAGGAAGAUGGCAGCGAAGAUUAUUGGAAACAUGUACUCACUGACAGACCAGAAGGAUCUCACGCCGUAUCUGCCCAACAUUAUUCCGGGCUUGAAGAUGUCUCUGCUGGAUCCUGUGCCAGAAGUCCGAGCAGUUUCGGCUCGUGCUCUGGGCGCAAUGGUGCGAGGAAUGGGUGAAUCAUCCUUUGAGGAUCUACUUCCGUGGCUCAUGCAAACACUCACGUCCGAGAGCAGCAGCGUGGAUCGAUCGGGAGCCGCUCAAGGUCUCUCGGAGGUCGUUGGUGGGCUGGGAGUUGAGAAAUUGCACAAACUCAUGCCUGAGAUUAUAAGCACAGCCGAACGCAAUGAUAUUGCGCCUCACGUCAAGGAUGGCUACAUCAUGAUGUUCAUCUACAUGCCCGCCGCCUUCCCCAAUGAGUUCACGCCGUACAUUGGACAGAUCAUCAAUCCGAUCCUCAAGGCUUUGGCCGAUGAGAAUGAGUAUGUGCGAGAGACAGCGCUGAAGGCUGGCCAGAGGAUUGUCAACAUGUACGCGGAGUCUGCAAUAGCGCUCCUGCUGCCGGAACUGGAGAAGGGUCUGUUCGAUGACAACUGGCGCAUUCGCUUCAGUUCAGUUCAACUCCUGGGCGACUUGCUGUAUCGCAUUUCCGGUGUAUCUGGCAAAAUGACCACGGAGACUGCCAGUGAGGACGAUAACUUCGGCACAGAGCAGUCUCACACUGCCAUCAUCCGAUCUCUGGGCGCUGAGAGGCGUAAUCGUGUGCUGGCAGGAUUGUACAUGGGACGCAGCGAUGUGUCUCUGAUGGUGAGACAAGCUGCCCUGCACGUGUGGAAGGUGGUCGUGACCAACACGCCGCGCACACUCCGUGAGAUCCUGCCGACGCUGUUUGGCCUCCUGCUGGGAUGUCUGGCGAGUACGAGUUUUGAUAAGCGUCAAGUGGCCGCCAGGACUCUUGGGGAUCUCGUGCGGAAGCUUGGCGAACGCGUCCUUCCGGAGAUCAUUCCGAUUUUGGAGCGUGGAUUGAAUUCUGAGCAAGCUGAUCAGCGUCAGGGUGUGUGCAUUGGUCUGUCUGAGAUUAUGGCUUCCACGUCCAAGGACAUGGUGCUCACGUUCGUGAACAGUCUCGUGCCGACGGUGAGACGCGCUCUCAGCGAUCCUGUCGUGGAAGUUCGAAUGUCAGCAGCCAAAACAUUCGAUUCGCUGCACACAACAGUGGGAAAUCGUGCUCUCGACGACAUCCUGCCAUCAAUGCUGAACGGACUGAGUGAUCCGGAUCCUGUGGUCGUGGAGUGCACUCUGGAUGGCCUGCGACAGGUGAUGGCGAUAAAAUCUCGCGUGGUGCUGCCGUAUUUGGUGCCACAGCUCACGGCAACUCCGGUCAACACGAAGGCUCUGUCGAUUCUGGCCUCGGUUGCGGGCGAAGCGCUUACCAAGUUUUUGCCAAAAAUACUGCCAGCACUCCUCACGGCCCUGUCUUCGGCCCAGGGCCAGUCGCACGAGACACAGGAGCUGGAGUACUGUCAGGCCGUAAUUCUCUCCGUGAGCGACGAAGUCGGCGUGCGAACUGUCAUGGACACUCUCAUGCUGUCCACCAAGUCCAAUCAGGCGGACGUGAGGAGAGCAGCUGCCACGCUCCUGUGCGCGUUCUGUACCCACUCCCCGGGAGACUACAGUCAGUAUGUGCCGCAGUUGCUGCGAGGUCUGAUGCAGCUUCUGGCCGACACGGACAGGGAUGUGCUGCAGAGAUCCUGGGAGGCUCUCAAUGCUGUCACGAAGACACUGGAUUCGGCCCAGCAGAUAGCUCAUGUGUCGGACGUGAGACAGGCUGUUCGCUUUGCUGCGAGUGAUCUCAAAGGGGAGGAGUUACCAGGAUUCUGUCUCCCGAAGGGCAUCACGCCCCUUCUGCCCGUGUUCCGCGAGGCCAUUCUCAAUGGGUUGCCCGAGGAGAAGGAGAACGCCGCUCAGGGACUUGGUGAGGUGAUCUCACUGACAUCGGCGACGUCCCUGCAGCCAUCGGUGGUGCACAUCACGGGUCCUCUGAUUCGUAUCUUAGGUGAUCGCUUCAAUGCUGGCGUGAAGGCGUCCGUGCUGGAAACACUGGCCAUUCUGCUGAGGAAAGUGGGUGUAAUGCUGAAGCAAUUCCUGCCGCAAUUGCAAACGACGUUCCUCAAGGCUCUACACGAUCCCAAUCGAAUGGUGCGCAUCAAGGCUGGCCAAGCGCUGGCGCAACUUGUCAUGAUUCACACCAGAGCCGAUCCUCUGUUCACGGAGAUGCACACUGGCAUCAAGGGCAACGACGACUCCGCCGUGAGGGAGACCAUGUUGCAGGCUUUGCGCGGAAUCACCUCGCCGGCGGGCGAUAAGAUGACCGAGCCACUGAGGAAGCAGGUUUACGGAACGCUGGUGUCGAUGCUGAACUUCCCCGAGGAUGUGUCGCGCAGUGCUGUGGGUGGCUGUCUGGGCGCCCUGUGCAAGUGGCUGUCGCCAGAGCAACUGGAUGAUGCUCUCGUGGGUCAUGUGCUGAACGAGGAUCACUCUGAGGAUUGGGUGCUGAGGCAUGGACGCACCUCGGCGCUGUUUGUGGUGCUGAAGGAGGCACCGGAUGUGGUGUAUGUGCCAAAGUAUGAAGCUAAGAUAUGCAAGGUGAUUGUGAAUUGCAUCACGUCGGACAAGACACCAGUGGCGUGCAAUGCCGUGCGAUCGGCCGGAUAUUUGCUGCAGCACUGCAUGAACGCGGGAAAGAGUCUGCCGCCAGCGCUCAUGGGACCAUUCGUGCGCGCCAUGAACCACAACAGCAACGAGGUGAAGCAACUGCUGGCCAACACGUGCAACUACCUGGCCAAGGUGGUGCCCGCUGAGAACACGCCGCCGGAAUUCCUGCGUCCAGUCAUCCCAAUGCUGGUGAAUGGCACCAAGGAGAAGAAUGGCUAUGUGAAGUCCAACUCGGAGAUCGCACUGAUCGCCAUGCUGCGCCUGAGGACGGGUGAGGAGACGCAUCAGAAGUGCAUGUCACUGCUGGAGGUGGGCGCCAGGGAGUCCCUGAGUGAGGUGGUGACCAAAGUGCUGCGCAAGGUGGCCCUGCAGCCAGUUGGUAAAGAAGAAGAUUUGGACGACACAAUUCUAUCUUGAUCACAGUUCCAUCAUGUGUGGAUUUUCCCCCGUAACUGUAGUCAUACGCUAUCUAUUCAACCGUCAAUCCGUAAGUCGAUGUGUUUAAUUUCAAUAAAAAUUUAUUACUUUAAAUA